AUGCAGAUAUCACUUUCUUACAUACAUAUUCUUCUAGUUGUCUGGUUUUUAGCCCUUUAUUACGGCGAGCGGAUUUAUCCUAGAUCGGCUAUUUCAGCUUGCCGAUGGCCAAAAGACAAGGACUGGCCUUCUGAUGUGCACCCAGCUCGUAUAGCACUUGUUGCUGACCCCCAACUUAUUGACGAUCAUACAUACCCUAGUCGCAAUUGGAUUUUCCAACGCAUUAGUGAAUUUAUUGUUGAUGUCUAUCUUCGACGCAACUGGGUUUAUAUAAAUUCUGUGCUUGAUCCCGAUGCCAAUAUUUUUUUGGGUGAUUUGUUUGAUGGAGGUAGAGAAUGGUCCGAUAACGUUUGGUAUAAGGAAUAUGAGCGUUGGAAUCGAAUCUUUACAAAACCGCCCUACAAACGAACCAUUAUGAGCCUUCCUGGAAACCAUGAUAUUGGUUAUGGAAAUACAAUUGUUUAUCAUGCCCUUGAACGAUUUUCUAUGUACUUUGGUGAACCUUCUUCUACUGUUGACAUCGGCAACCACACUCUUGUAUUGUUGGAUACUAUUUCUAUGCUCAACACUGAAAAUAAGACAGUGUACUCAAAGCCAUAUGACUUCCUUAACAGGAUUAUCAACACUCCUGACUUUUACAAUCAAAGCCCUCGCAUUCUUCUUUCUCAUGUCCCACUCUUCAGAGACCCUAAGCAUCCUUGCGGUCGGCACCGUGAAAGCAAAAAACCACUCCCAUAUGUUAAAGGGUAUCAAUAUCAGACAAUGGCAAGUCCGGAACUAUCCCAAACUAUUUUAAAUGCCUUAAGGCCAGCAGCAGUUUUUUCGGGUGAUGACCAUGAUGCUUGUUAUGUAGUUCAUAAUUAUACCAUUUCUUCUUCAAACGAUGGAACGUCUUUAGAAAAUCAGCCUACUGCUUCAGCGUCAGAAUAUACAGCAAAAUCCAUCUCAAUGGCUAUGGGCAUUGGUCAUCCAGGAAUUCAGCUUCUUACACUUUAUCAUGAUACAUCGGAUCCUAAAUAUAACCCCCAAACUCCUUCAUAUGCCACACGAAUUUGUUUGAUGCCUAACCCCUUUAGAGCGUUUGUUCUUUAUAUUUCGCUUAUAGGCCUUACGGUCUCGCUCUCUGUUUUAAUUAACUUUUUGCCCGAGAUUUUCCCAUCUACAGUUCACGCCAUCCUCACUCGUCGCAGACCUCUUUAUUCGUCGGUUCCAUACUCCCCAGAUUCUUCUCCGGAAUCAUCACCAACACUUCACCCAGUAUCAGGAGGUCUGCUGCCCUCUUAUGCCUCUGAAAUAACAAAGCAAUCUACAGCUAGAGCAGCCACAACAACAGCGACAUCAAGACUAUCGUCAUCAUCAUCGUCACCUUCAGCUUCUCCUGAGGUUCCAGUGCGUAAAACUGUUACGUUUGCUUUGGAUGAGUCACAUAACAGUAGAAAUGCUAAUUUUACAGCGUUAUGGCGUCGCAUGCGCCGCAAGAUGGCUCAGCGCUCUUCUUGGAAAGUAGUUGGGAAAGAACUUGCAUAUAUUGCCAUUCCAACGUUUUUGUAUUUUUUCUUUUUAUCACGAUCUAUUUACAAUGAAUAA
This is a messenger RNA of Magnusiomyces paraingens, 1587 nucleotides long. RefSeq lists its product as uncharacterized. The coding region runs from base 1 to 1587 and encodes 528 amino acids. NCBI's taxonomy places the organism in Eukaryota, Fungi, Ascomycota, Dipodascomycetes, Dipodascales, Dipodascaceae. The transcript has a single exon. The record is from RefSeq and is a predicted model, not a curated record. Gene Ontology annotation, biological process: GPI anchor biosynthetic process. Gene Ontology annotation, molecular function: hydrolase activity. Gene Ontology annotation, cellular component: endoplasmic reticulum.